Molecule: messenger RNA, 862 nt
Organism: Jatropha curcas
Lineage: Eukaryota; Viridiplantae; Streptophyta; Magnoliopsida; Malpighiales; Euphorbiaceae
Source: RefSeq, a predicted model, not a curated record
UAAAAACCCCUCCAGGCUCCAUCUCUCCCAACAACAAAGAAACUCAAAAGAACAAGGAGACUGUAACCCAACAAAACUCUCUCUCUCUCUCUGUAUCUCUGUUCUUCUAUGGCUUUUAACGAAGAUGGAGAAGUAGGGUUUGAAGAGGGAAUGCCAUGGCUACCAUCUCAUGUUCUAGAUGAAGAAAUAUGGGAGUCCAAGGAACAUGGCAAUAGACACCAGAAGCUCCAUCAUCAAUAUCCAAAUCUUGAUCAAUUGCCUCUACAGCCAUACAAACUGCACUCAAAAUCCAGCCCAAGAUCUUGUAGAACAAGGUCCCCAACAAAUUGGGCAGGAGGACCUGGAAUGCAAGCAGUUUUUCUAGAUUCUGGUAAAACAUCAUGUGGGACAGGAGUUUUUCUUCCAAGAAGGGCAGGCUCCAAUUUGCAAUCCAGUAAAAAACCAGCUUGCUCUCCUGUUCUUCUACCUGCACGUGUUGUUCAAGCCCUCAACCUCAAUGUUCACGAAAUUGGCCUGCAAAUAUCACGCCGGCGAGAUGCCAAGAAUAACUCAAACAGUGGAGUCUACAAUCCAGUAAAAAGUAAAAAUGGCAAGGAUUCAUCAGCACACUGCUUGGUUGUAUCACAGAAUGAAAAUGCUUCACCAGAAAUAUUUCUUCCCAAAGAAUGGACUUACUAGCUCCCAAAUGAGUUACUAAUAUAAAAAUUCCAUAAAAAGCAAAAGCUCAAGUCUAGGUGUGCUCUUCUCAAACACCAACUAGCUGUUCAAUGUAACUUAAAUAAUGACAGCAAAAAAUCACCUCCCAUAUUUGUUGAUUUCAUUUGUAUCAUCCGCAUUUUAAUUAAAUGAGAGUUAUAUUAAA